Molecule: messenger RNA, 1795 nt
Organism: Helianthus annuus (common sunflower)
Lineage: Eukaryota; Viridiplantae; Streptophyta; Magnoliopsida; Asterales; Asteraceae
Product: flavonoid 3'-monooxygenase
Exons: 3
Coding region: 79-1596 (505 amino acids)
Molecular function (GO): oxidoreductase activity, acting on paired donors, with incorporation or reduction of molecular oxygen; heme binding; monooxygenase activity
Source: RefSeq, a predicted model, not a curated record
ACACACUAUUCACAACACCCUUAAAAAGCACGGUUUUCCUACUCGACUACUCACAAUCCCAAACCUCUUACACAAAAAAUGGACAUUAUAACCCCGCUACUAUACACCCUCUUCACUGCCUUAGUAUUCUUGGUGCUACAUAGCCUGCACUCACGUCAUUCUAAACGUCUACCACCAGGACCGGCCCCAUGGCCAAUUGUAGGAAACCUACCGCACCUCAGUACACUUCCGCAUCACUCCCUGACUGCCUUGGCGAAAAAGUAUGGCCCGUUGAUGCACCUCCGAUUCGGCUUUGUUGAUGUGGUGGUGGUUACAUCCGCGUCAGUCGCUGCACAAAUUAUAAAGGUUCAUGACGUGAAUUUCGCAAGCAGGCCACCAAACUCCGGAGCGAAGCACAUGGCGUAUAAUUACCAUGAUCUGGUGUUUGCGCCGUAUGGUCCGAGGUGGCGGAUGCUUCGCAAGAUUUGCGUCCUGAACCUUUUUUCUGCCAAAGCACUAGCGAACUUCCGUCAUGUUCGACAGGAGGAGGUAGCCAAACUCACCCGCGCUUUGGUUGGUGCUGGACAAUCAACAGUGAGAUUAGGUCAACUAAUAAACGUGUGCACCACAAACGCAUUAGCGCGAGUAUUGUUAGGCCGGAGAGUAUUUGAUGAUAGUGAUCCAAAGGCGAAUGAGUUUAAAGAAAUGGUGAUUGAGCUCAUGGUGUUGGGUGCGGAAUUUAACAUCGGUGACUUCAUUCCCGCGCUUGACUGGCUUGACCUGCAAGGCAUUACAAAAAAGAUGAAGAAACUCCACGAUCGAUUUGAUUCGUUCAUUAACGUCAUUUUUGAAGAACAUAAGUCCGCCAACAGGGGCGAGCCGCAUCACGUUGACUUGUUGACCACACUGAAGAAUGACGUCGAUGGAGAAGGAAGUAAGCUUUCAGAUAUCGAAAUCAAAGCUUUGUAUUUGAACUUAUUCACCGCAGGAACAGACCCAACAAAUAGUACAGUGGAAUGGGCAAUAGCCGAACUCAUUCGCCAUCCACAAAUACUAAAACAAGCCCAAAAAGAAUUGGACAUUGUAGUUGGUCAAAACCGGCUAGUAACCGAAUUGGACCUAGGCCAACUAACAAUCAUCCAAGCCAUUACAAAGGAGACGUUUAGGCUCCAUCCUCCAUCCGCAAUUGCGCUACCAAGAAUUGCAUCAGAGAGUUGUGAAGUUGAUAAGUACUACAUUCCUAAGGGAUCCAUGCUCCUUUUUAAUUUGUGGGCAAUUGCCCGUGACCCAAAGUUAUGGACUGACCCGCUUGAAUUCAAACCCACACGUUUUUUGCCUGGAGGUGAAAAGUCCAAUGUUGAUAUCCGAGGGAACGAUUUUGAGGUCAUGCCAUUUGGGGCUGGACGAAGGAUGUGUGUGGGUAUGAGCCUGGGGUUGAGAAUGACCCAAUUGCUUAUAGCAACGUUGGUCCAAAGCUUUGAUUGGGAAUUGGCUAACGGGUUAGAGCCGGAGAAACUCAACAUGGAUGAAUCCUAUGGGCUAACCCUUCAAAAGGCUGAGCCCUUGAUGGUGCACCCAAAGCCAAGGCUAGCUCCUCACGUGUAUCAAUGCGUCUAAGAUCUACAUGAAACAUCCUAAAUUUAUGUGUAAUAUAUUUGGAAUAGUUUUGUUUGGUAUUAUGAAAACAAAACUCUAGUUUCUGCGUGUCAAGAUGAAACAUCCUAAAUCUAUGUGUAAUGUAUUUGGAAUAUUUUUGUUUGGUGUUACGAUAAUAAAACUCUUGUUUCAAAGUCUAAUCGUGGAAAAUUGGUGGAAA